CAGUGCGGCGGAACAUGGCGGAGCGCGUGCGGAAGCGGCCGUGCGGCCCGGGCGAACACGGCCGAGUGGAGUGGCGGAAAUGGAAGCAGCAGAAGAAAGAGGAGAAAAAGAAGUGGAAAGAUCUGAAGAUGGUGAAGAAGCUGGAGCGGCAGCGCGCCCAGGAGGCGGCGGCCAAGCAGCAGGAGGAGGAAGCAGCCACGCAGGCAGAGGACCGGGGACGGCCCUACACCCUGAGUGUGGCCCUGCCGGGCUCCAUCCUGGACAACGCCCAGUCGCCCGAGCUCCGCACCUACCUGGCUGGCCAGAUUGCCAGGGCCUGCGCCAUCUUCUGCGUGGAUGAGGUCGUGGUGUUCGAUGAGGAGGGCCAGGAUGCCAAGACCGUCGAGGGGGAGUUCAAGGGAGUGGGCAAGAAGGGGCAGGCAUGCGUCCAGCUGGCCCGCAUCCUCCAGUACCUGGAGUGUCCACAGUACCUGAGAAAGGCAUUCUUCCCCAAGCACCAGGACCUGCAGUUCGCAGGGCUCCUGAACCCCCUGGACAGCCCCCACCACAUGCGGCAGGAUGAGGAGGCCGAGUUCCGCGAGGGCAUCGUGGUAGACCGGCCCACCCGGCCAGGCCACGGCUCGUUCGUCAACUGCGGCAUGAAGAAGGAGGUGAAGAUAGACCGGAACCUGGAGCCGGGACUUCGGGUGACCGUGCAGCUGAGCCAGAAGCAGCUCCCAGAGUGCAAGACCUACCGCGGGAAGGUGGUGUCGGCGCAGGACCCUCGCACCAAAGCCGGCCUCUACUGGGGCUACACUGUCCGCCUGGCCUCCUGCCUCAGUGCUGUGUUUGCUGAGGCCCCCUUCCAGGAUGGCUACGACCUGACCAUCGGGACGUCGGAGCGAGGCUCUGAGGUGGCCUCCGCCCAGCUGCCCAGCUUCCGGCACGCCCUCGUGGUGUUCGGCGGCCUCCAAGGGCUGGAAGCCGCGGUGGAUGCCGACCCCAACCUGGAGGUGGCUGAACCCAGCGUCCUCUUUGACCUGUACGUCAACACCUGCCCUGGCCAGGGCAGCCGCACCAUCCGCACCGAGGAAGCCAUCCUCAUCUCUCUGGCCGCCCUGCAGCCUGGGCUCGCCCGAGCUGGUGCCCAGCCCAGCUGAAGGCCCUGUCGGGUCCCGGAU
This is a messenger RNA of Lepus europaeus (European hare), 1160 nucleotides long. It is a transcript of the gene SPOUT1, whose product is annotated as SPOUT domain containing methyltransferase 1. Gene Ontology annotation, cellular component: kinetochore; spindle pole centrosome; mitotic spindle. The transcript has 12 exons. Lineage: Eukaryota; Metazoa; Chordata; Mammalia; Lagomorpha; Leporidae. Gene Ontology annotation, biological process: miRNA processing; maintenance of centrosome location. Gene Ontology annotation, molecular function: miRNA binding. The coding region runs from base 15 to 1139 and encodes 374 amino acids. The record is from RefSeq and is a predicted model, not a curated record.